Messenger RNA from Papilio polytes (common Mormon), 908 nucleotides. RefSeq names its product lipase 3-like. The transcript has 5 exons. Bases 156 to 827 code for a protein of 223 amino acids. NCBI's taxonomy places the organism in Eukaryota, Metazoa, Arthropoda, Insecta, Lepidoptera, Papilionidae. The record is from RefSeq and is a predicted model, not a curated record.
UCAGUGUUCUUGGAGACAAUUAUGUACAAGAAAUCGUUAGGACAGAUCAAAGUAUUAUAGAAGAUUCAACUUUGGAUACCUUCACACUUAUUCGUAAAUAUGGCUAUCCUUGUGAGAUACAUAGAGUGUAUACAGAAGAUAAAUAUAUUUUGGAAAUGCACAGAGUACCUCAUGGCGUAAACAAAACAACUAAUAUCAAGCGGCCAGUUAUAUUUCUCCAACAUGGCUUACUUUCAUCCUCAGCGGAAUGGGUACUUAUGAGACCUGGGAAGGGACUUGCCUAUAUUCUAGCCGAUGCAGGUUAUGAUGUGUGGAUGGGAAACGCCAGAGGCAACACCUACUCUCGGCAUCACGCUUCCAUAAAACCUACGCAAUCAUCAUUUUGGCAGUUUAGUUGGCACGAGAUAGGUUACUACGAUCUACCAGCUAUGAUAGAUUAUAUCCUCAAAGAAACAGGUGUCGCUAACAUCCAAUAUAUUGGAUUCUCUCAAGGCACAACAGCUUUCUGGGUAAUGGCAUCUACGAGACCGGAAUAUAACAAUAAAAUAUCAGCCAUGCAUGCUCUAGCUCCUAUCGCGUUUAUAAGUCACAUAAGAAGCCCUCUUAUAAAAACUCUUGGACCCUUCACAAAUUCCGUUGAAGUAGUCAUGAAAAUGCUAGGUGCCAACGAAUUUUUGCCUAAUGGUAAAAUAAAUGAAUUAGCCGGAGAAAAGUACUGCUUAGAAGAGGCUCUGACACAAGUUUUAUACAAUGUUGCCAGUGGUACUUGGACAUACUCCUGCCGGCGCAUCGACGAAGCAAAUAAUCCACUUCGGUCAGCUGUAUAACUCAAACAAAUUUGUCCAAUUCGAUUAUGGAAGGUUCAAGAACAAACGUAUCUAUGGCAGUAGGAAACCGCCGUCAUAUAA